This is a messenger RNA of Perkinsus marinus ATCC 50983, 214 nucleotides long. RefSeq lists its product as hypothetical. The transcript is spliced from 2 exons. The record is from RefSeq and is a predicted model, not a curated record. The annotation marks the transcript as partial. NCBI's taxonomy places the organism in Eukaryota, Perkinsozoa, Perkinsida, Perkinsidae.
UCUCCUCUGAUAACGACGUCAAGGUCCACAGUGAGCUGCUGGAGGAUGAAGAUGCCAGCAGCGGGCCAAGCACAACUAUGCUCCGUACGGCCUCGAAUCUCCACCUGCGGCCAUUGACAACUGUUGCCUUCUCACCAAAUCGGGACCAACUUGCCUUCGGAAGCGGCGAUGCUAUCGUCAGCGUGAGAUCCUUCGAGACCCUAGGCCUCGUUGG